AUGAGAAACCUCCAAUUAAUUCAUCAUCAAGAAAUUUCUCUUGUUGAAGCUCUGAUUGCCAACAAUGAUGAAGUUGUUUCUUGUACCUCCACCGACAGUGAUGUCUUGUUCGGAUUAUCAAAGAAUGGUAUUCUCUUUCAAGUGGAUAUUAAAGAGGGUGCUAUAGUAAAGACGGUUAAUCUUGGAGAUAUUGAUGGAAUUACACCACAAGCAGAAAUGAUUGAUAUUCAAUAUGUUGCAGAAUUGGAAUCACUUAUUAUUAUUUCUCAAUUUGAUAUUAUUACUUUUAAUAUUUCUAAUGAUACUAGUGAAAUUACAGCUUCUAUUGAAGAGGGUAUCAACGCAAUGUCUUGGAGUCCUGAUCAAGAAAUUGUCAUCUUCUCAACAGGUAAUGGAAAUUUACUUACCAUGUCCAAACAUUUUGAAACUCUCACAGAAGCUCCUUCCGAUUUAAUACCAACAAAAUCCAAUACUAGUACAAAUACUGCUGUUAAACAACAAGCAAAACUUACAGAGGAAGUUUCCUCUCGUUUCAUAAAUAGACCUUUACCAGUUGAAAUUAGUUGGAGAAAUGAUGGUCAAUACUUUGUUUUAAAUAGUAUGGAUCCAUCCGAUGGAAAGAGAUGGUUAAGAGUUUGGGAAAGAAAUGGAAAUUUAGUUUCAAAGUCGGAACCAAUUGAUGGUUUAUUGGGUAAUGUUGUUCAUUAUAGACCUGAUGGUAGUAUUAUUGGUACACACCAAUACCAUCCUGGUAAAAAGGAAACUACUAUUGCUUUCUUUGAAAGAAAUGGUUUGCAACAUUAUGAUUUUGUUUUAGAAAAGGGAAUGAGUGAUAUUUAUUCACUUCAAUGGAAUUCCACUUCAGAUGUUUUGUGUGUCACAUUCAAAUCAGCUAGUAGAGAAAAUACAGUCCUUGUUCAAUUGUGGUACAGAGGAAAUUAUCAUUGGUAUCUCAAACAAGAAUAUUCAUUCAAUGAAAGUGAACAAGCUCCAACUCAUAUUACUUGGGAUUCAGAAUCAGCAUAUAGACUUCACAUUUUCUGUAAGAAUGCUAAUUAUUAUUGUUAUGAUUUAUGCUGGGAUCACAACAUGUCACAUGGAAUGACAUCAGAAAAUCCAUGUUUCAUGGCCGUGAUUAAUGGAUUGAAAUUGAAUUUGACACCACUCAGAUAUGCUGUCAUUCCUCCUCCAAUGUGUGCUGAAAGUAUUACAUUUGAUUUACCAAUUAAUUGUGUUUCAUUCAGUGAUUCUUCAAGAUGUCUUGCUCAGUUAUCUGAUGGAUCAUUCCACCUCUAUCAAUUUUCCACCUCUAACAAACCACCAAAAUUUGGUUUACCACCAAGCAAACUAGGAUCUAUCAAACCACUUUCAAAUAAUCCAGUUAGACUUUUGACCAUGAUUAAUGAGAAUACUUUCUGUUUUGUUCCACUUACAAUUCCAGGUAAAUCAGAUGCCUUGGUUAUUUGUACUAUUAAUGAAGAUUUCACGUGUGAAACAAGAGAAGUCUCCUAUCCUGAAUCCAUUCUCAGAAUUGCUUACCAUUCAUAUACCGGUAAUUUGUUCAUUGAAGGAGAAUCUGGUGCUCUCUUUAAACAAAAGAUUAAUGAAGAUAUUCCAGAAGAAUUAGAAGAAAGAUUCGAAUAUCCAUGUCAAAUUAUUGCUCCAACCAUGAUGGGCGAGGAAGAAGUUGUUGUUGGUUUGAAUCAUAGAGGUAUUUUAUUUAUUGGUUCACACAAUGUUGUUUCCAAUUGUUCCUCAUUCUCUCUCACUGAUCAAUUCUUACUUUUCACAACCAUGUCACACAAGUUGAGAAUUAUCAAUCUCCAUCUUUCAGUUUAUGAUGCUGUUGAUAUUGCUGCUAGUGGCCCAACUUCAAAGUACGAUGAAACCUUUAGAGAAAUUGAAAGAGGUGCCAGAUUAGUUUGUGCAGUUCCAUCAGAUCUUAACGUUAUUCUUCAAAUGCCAAGAGGUAACUUGGAAGGUAUUACCCCUAAGGCUCUUGUACUCUCUAGAGUUAGAUCAUUAUUGAAUAACUUUGAAUAUGGAAAGGCUGUUGUUGCAACUAGAAAGUACAGAAUUGAUAUGAAUAUUAUUUAUGACCACAACCCAGAAUCAUUCAUUAACAAUGCAAAGAAGUUCGUUGAAGAUGUUGAUAAUGCAGACUAUAUCAACUUGUUCAUUUCAACCUUGACCAAUGAAGACAUUACCAAGACUAAAUUUGCUGGUUAUCAUUCUGAUGGUAAAACAGUAAAGGGCGAACAUCAAACCACAAUCACUGAAGUUAACAAGAUUAACAGAAUUUGCGACAAGCUCAGAGAAGUCCUUAAUGAAGUUGAUAAGAAGAAGUUUAUUUCCUCUAUUCUGACAACCUAUGCUAAAUAUCAAGCACCAAUGUUAGAAGAAGCUUUGCAAUUAAUUAGAGAGCUCAAAGCUGCUAAUGAAAGAAAGCAUUCAGAAGCUGAUGAAGCUUUGAGUUAUUUGGUAUUCUUGAUUGAUGUCAAUAUUCUUUAUGAUAUUGCUUUGGGAAUGUACGACUUUGAUUUAGUUUUGAUGGUUGCUCAAAAAUCUCAAAAGGAUCCAAAAGAGUACCUUCCAUUCUUGGCUAAUCUCAAGAAAAUGGAACAAUAUUAUAGACAAUACAGUAUAGAUAUGCAUCUGUCAAGAUUUGAAAAGGCUUUGGAAAAUAUUUCCAAGGCAGGUGCUGAACAUUUCCCUGAAGCUGUUGCUCUCAUUAGAGAAAAGGGUCUCUUUAAAUUGGGUAUGCAAUUAUAUGAAAGUGACAAGGAUAAGCUUUUAGUUAUUUUUGAAGCUUAUGGUGAUUAUUUGGUUUCUGUUGGCAAUCACAAACAAGCUGCCUUCUCUUUCCUCAAAUGCAAAAAGUUCGAAAAGGCUCAACAAUCAUUCUUGGAAGCUGGUGAAUAUGAAUUUGUAUUCUCACUUACCAAAACUUUGAAUCAACAAGCUCAAGACAUUAAGAAGAUUGCUAAGAGUGCUAUGAUUAUCAUGGAAGCUAAGAAGAACUAUAUUGCCUCCUCAAAUAUUUGUCGUGAUUACCUCAAUGAUAAUGAAGAGGCUGUUCUUAGAUUGGUUGCUGGUAAGGAAUGGAAGGAAGCAAUCAGAGUUGCCAUUUCAACUGGAAGAAGCGAUCUUAUUGAAACCCACAUCAAACAAGGAGUUUUUGAUUCUGCUAAGGAAAUUACCAAUGACUUGGCCGAAAAUGAGACUAAAUUGUCCAAAUAUAUUAGUCGUCUUAAGGAAUUGAGAGAGGAAAAGGAAAGAAUAUUGAGAGAACAAUUAUUAUUACAACAACAUAAUGAUGGAGAAUUUGGUGAAGAUAUGCCACACAAUUUUGAUGCUCUCUCAGAGGCUAGUAGUAUGCAAAGUGGUAUCAGUGGUUAUUCUGGUGUCUCAGUUUUAUCUACAAGAUCAUCUGUUUCAUCAGUCGUUUCAAAGAGAACAAUUUCAAGAAAGAAGAAGAAUAGAGAAAAACUGAAGAAGGGUUCACCAUUUGAAGAAGGUACUUUGGUUUCAAGAAUUGAAUCCCUUAUACCAUCAUCAGUGUCUAUUUCUUCCGUUUCUUCACUUUUGGAAGUUCUUAUUUACUUUGACAAAUUCGAGGAGGCUAAAGCUUUACAAGUUGGUCUCGAAACCCUUAUCAAGACUUGUCGUGACAAUGCCGAAUUGAUUGAAGAACCAUUCCAACCUCCACAAAUUGAAAAUGAACCAGUUCCUCCAACAAGAUAUCCAAGAAAAGUUGCUGAAAUUAUUGGUGGUGAUUUGGACAAGUUAUCUUGGAAAUUGAAUUUACUUGAAUAAAGAUCUUAUUUAUUAUC
This is a messenger RNA of Naegleria gruberi, 3833 nucleotides long. Its product is annotated as RNA polymerase II elongator complex subunit. NCBI's taxonomy places the organism in Eukaryota, Heterolobosea, Eutetramitea, Acrasida, Naegleriidae. Gene Ontology annotation, cellular component: elongator holoenzyme complex; cytosol. The record is from RefSeq and is a predicted model, not a curated record. The transcript has a single exon. Gene Ontology annotation, molecular function: tRNA binding. The coding region runs from base 1 to 3816 and encodes 1271 amino acids. Gene Ontology annotation, biological process: tRNA wobble base 5-methoxycarbonylmethyl-2-thiouridinylation.